Molecule: messenger RNA, 3040 nt
Organism: Culex pipiens pallens (northern house mosquito)
Lineage: Eukaryota; Metazoa; Arthropoda; Insecta; Diptera; Culicidae
Product: 60S ribosomal export protein NMD3-like
Exons: 2
Coding region: 1-630 (209 amino acids)
Biological process (GO): ribosomal large subunit export from nucleus
Cellular component (GO): cytoplasm; nucleus
Molecular function (GO): ribosomal large subunit binding
Source: RefSeq, a predicted model, not a curated record
AUGUUUUUCUUUCAGUUUGUGCUACGAGUGUGGAAAUCGUGUAAAGCGAUUGUGUUCUUCUGCCGGAACUGCGAGCGUUUCCUGAUUCCUCCGAGCGAGUGGGACCAGUACAGUCUGGAGCCGAAGGAACUUCUGUCGAAACUCAAGCAGGACGCGAUUCCGGAGCUGCUGCUGUUCAAAAAUUACUACGACAAAUCCCUGCGCAGACAGUGCCGCAACUGGAAGCUCAAGCACCUCACCGAGGAGGACGCGUUGGACACGGACAUUAAGGAGGACUGCAACGAGUUCCUCGAGGACCUCGAGGAGGAUCCGGAAAUGCGACAGAACGUCGACAUCUUCAAGGACGCCGCCAGGCAGCAGUCUGUGCCGGUGGACGUCAACGAUAUGGCCGACCCGUCGGUGCCGCGCAUCACCCUGGAGGAGUUGCUCGACGAUCUGUUGCUGACGGUCGCCCAAUAUGGUCAAGCUCUCCGAGAUACAGUUAGUGUUAAACAACCACAUAGCAAGUUGUCGAACUUGCGUCGUGAGUACAUCAAACAGGUUCACAAGGUUCGACUCAGUUUUGACGAUCCUCCCCAAAUGAACCUGGGGUAUCCUUAUCAAACGGAGUCAUCAACUACUCGCAGAUAACUUUGAGGUGAAUUAAAUGAAAUUUUUCAUGUUGUUAUUAACGAAAAUUAAAAAUAAAUGAGUGGUCAAAACUAACAAUAGCUUUUUUUGCGUUCUUUUUUUAUAUUGAAACAGCAAAAGUACUUUCUACUUGGGUUUAGUAACGGGAAACAGGAUCGUAUAUAAGUAUAGUCCAGACUCGAUUAUCGGAAGCCUCGACCAGACAUGCAUCAUCACUAAGAGCUCUUCUUAACGGCACCCAGCUUGUUCUAGUUGGCAUUUACGUUUAAAGUAAUGUUAUGCUUGAAUAAUGUGUAGAAAACAUUGGUUCAUUGGAAAACCCGACUUUAGGUAUAUUUUCAUGUGACUGUGCUCAGAGCGAGUUGUGGCGCUAUAACCACGGCAAAUAGUGUCCAGGGCAUUCGUGGAAAUACAAUGUCCCAUCCCAGAGGGUCCCGGAGUACCAAACCUUCUUAGCAUGGUGCUCCCAACGAAUACAACCAAAAAUAUCGGAGCGUAUGGUGGUGUGUCCCCACGCUUCUUCCUCCCCUGUCGAUUCAGAAUUGUGUUGUUGUUCGAACACUCAGUGCUCAAACUCAAACCAACUACGAGUCAUCUCUGCGAUACGGCUUUACGCAGUAGGCCUGGCCGGUUUAACGCUUGUGAUGUUUCAAUGCAUUCUGAUGCAAUGGCGCACUACGAAUGUUAAUAAAUGACAAGAAGAGUGCUAGGCGUCAUCUAACCUAAGGCACUCUCCAGGAUCCCUUCGAAAGAUUGGCUGCGCUAGGGUCUGAUUAGAUUAGAUUAGAUUUUCAUGUGACUGUGCUCAUAAGCUCUCAAGAAGAACUUCUCAAAAGCUCUUUGAGUGCACUCUAAAAGAAGAGUUAGAGCGGAUGCACGUCUGGCCUCGACCAGGGCCCAUCAAUAAUUCAUGUGGACACUUUUUUGGAAAAUUUCAUUUUGAGAUUUUUUGUUCUACAAAAAAAACCUAAUUCUCAUGUUUGUUUUUGUACUAGAAUCUUUCUAGUAUUCUUAUUUGCAUUUAUAAUGAUUUGUUAAUGUUUUUAUUUUCAGUCUGAGGCUAAUUCUACAACCUCUUGCUAAUGUGCGAUUUUCAAAAUUUUCCGGUCACCUUUUCAUUUUUUUUUAAAUGAGCAAUUCUCUACGAAAUCGGUCUUUUUUCUUCAAUUUUAAUUUUUGUAUUUUUUAAUCCGGCUGAAACUUUUUUGGUGCCAUCGGUAUGCCCAAAGAAGCCAUUUUGCAUCAUUAGUUUGUCCGUAUAAUUUUCCAUACAAAUUUAGCAGCUGUCCAUACAAAAAUGAUGUAUGAAAAUUCAAAAAUCUGUAUCUUUUGAAGGAAUUUUUUGAUCGAUUUGGUGUCUUCGGCAAAGUUGUAGGUAUGGACACUGGAAAAAAAUGAUACACGGUAAAACAAAUUUGGUGAUUUUUUUAUUUAACUUUUUAUCACUAAAACUUGAUUUGCAAAAAAACACUAUUUUUAUUUUUUUUUAUUUUUUGAUAUGUUUUAGAGGACAUAAAAUGCCAACUUUUCAGAAAUUUGCAGGUUGUGCAAAAAAUCAUUGACCGAGUUAUAAAUUUUUGAAUCAAUACUGAUUUUUUCAAAAACUCGAAAUAUUGGUCGCAAAAAUUUUUCAACUUCAUUUUUCGAUGUGAAAUCAAAUUUGCAAUCAAAAAGUACUUUAGUGAAAUUUCGAUAAAGUGCACCGUUUUCAUGUUAAAUCCAUUUUUAGAUGACUUUUUUGAAAAUAGUCGCUGUUUUUAAUUUUUUUAAAUUAGUGCACAUGUUUGCCCACUUUUGAAAAAAAUAUUUUUGAAAAGCUGAGAAAAUUCUCUAUAUUCUGCUUCAAAAAGGCUAAACAUUCAAUAUUACUCCCUUUUUAAAUGUUAGUCUUGAUUUGAAAAUUUUGAAAAUAUUGUUUUCAAAAAGAUCAGAAAAUUUCACAAAUGUUUCAUAUUUUAACAUUGAAAAUCGAACCAUUAAUUGCUGAGAUAUCAACAUUGAAAAAUUGUGGGCUGUUUGGGUUAGACUUAGAAAACAUCAAUUUUCCUUCUUUUAAACCUUUGCAUUGCAAUAGAGUUAUCUACGCGCGCAUGUAUUGCGUGUACGUACACGAAAAAGAUUGAGGUUAAAUUUUGUACCAGCCAGCAAAACAAAUGGCGUGCUAGUGUGCGUGAGAGCGGGCUUAGAUAACUCUAUAUCUCAGCAACUAAAGGUCGUAUCAACAAAGUCUGAAGAAGCAAAAUAUAGAGAAUUUUCUCAGCUUUUCAAAAAUAUUUUUUUAAAAGGUGGGCAAACAUGUGCACUAAUUUAAAAAAAAUGAAAAACUGCGACUAUUUUCAAAAAAGUCAUCUAAAAAUGGUAUUAACAUGAAAACGGUGCACUUUAUCGAAAUUUCACUAAAGUACUUUUU